Messenger RNA from Mycena citricolor, 1703 nucleotides. The record is from the annotation of a GenBank genome assembly. NCBI's taxonomy places the organism in Eukaryota, Fungi, Basidiomycota, Agaricomycetes, Agaricales, Mycenaceae.
GUCUCAUCUCUCACCUUGUCCCAACGUGCAAGUGAUACCGCUCAUGGGUCAAGACUGGCAAAUCGUCAACCUUACUCAAGAAAUCUCUGAACUAGUGGGCAAGCUAGGAGAACACUUUUUCGAUGGAUACUUAGCGCAGAUGCUGGUAAAGAGGAUUCGCCGCCCUCAAUACAUCGAAUUGGAUUCAGUGGUGGGGAUGUGCAAGCCAGGUUCCGUUGCAUUCAAUGGAAAGUGGACAAGAGCCCUGUUUCCGGUCAAUCUCAAACUUGAUAAAAGCACAUGGCUCUGUCCGAUGAGAGUCGAGCAAAGCUCUGAGUGUAUGCUGCUACACAGUCUUCCCUUCGAGCUCUUCAGCCUGAUCUGCGAGGACCUUGACAACGAGGAUCUCAUUUUCCUCUCUGUGACGUGCCAACACCUUUGGGAUCUGUGUCGGCCCUCACUAUACGAGCGUAUCACGCGCCUCUGCAACCGCCGUUACUGGAGUGGACAUCGAUUGGUUUGCUUUGGAGAUGGAGUCGCCAACAACGAUAUCCCAGACUCCAUCCUUUCUUUGGACGAGAGAGCAAAGUACCUUGUCAUCACAGACGGGCAAGCAACCAACGAUUACCAUUCCACCGUGACUCUAUACAAGUACGAAUUUACCAGUGCCCCUUCAUUCGACAGUUCGGUGAGCCUCGACUCCGAACUGCUCAUGAAGGCCCACAAGCGCAACUGUCAUCGAGAUAUCCUCCAUGCGCAGACCUUGUGUCAUUCCCUGCAUCAUAUCUGUUACAGCGACAUGGUGGUCAAGUCCACUACUGCCUCCACCAGUUGCAUUCUCCGAAACCUCACCAAGCAGCAGUACGUGCGCGAAACCGAGCUGUUCAAGAUGAAAGACAAGUAUUGGAACCCUCACCCAGGGCGCCAUAAUAACUUGUCUCUGGGUCACAUUGUCUUCGGGCGCAUAUGCUGGUCCUCGAAUUCCUCCGUAUCCAUGGGUCGGGACGAUUCCAUCGAGCUCCACCGCGGCGUUUGGGCUGGCGACCGGUUUGACAUCAUCUCUGAUUCAGAUGAGGAGUGGGUCAAAGAGCUGCAGCAAGAGACGUCACGGUGGAAGGAUGUCAGCAGAGAUGCGGUUGAUGAGCUUGAGCGGAUUUAUCGGUGGGAGUGUCUAUCAUGAACUAGGAAGGGGAGACGCGAAAGGACCCAGCUGCAGUUUACCAGGCCGGGGCGGCUGACGAAAGCGACAGUCAAUGCUGAAGCGGAAGGACGACAAGCGAACUCACCAUGAGAAGGCAAAUGGGCUAAAAUACUGCUGAAUGUAUUCGAUAGGUUAACGAAGUGCAGCCACCACGAAUAAUGCAAGAAACCAAAAAGCUCAUUCUGUUUCACUUGCCGCCUAACUGGGCUUCCACUCGAUUGUCGUCGCAAUCCAUGAUCGGACGGUUUCCAGAAUCCUGAUAAUAAGUAGGGGGAUAAUCUAUGUUUGAUGUCCGAGCACUAGUCGUUGAAGCGAGGUAUUCCAUGGCCAGUUGUAAGUGGGGCCGCUCAGUGUUGUGCGUGCUUGGAAAUUAGGUGGUCCGGUCCUCCGCAGUAAAUUUGAUUGCACGAGGUACCGAAAGUUUGAGGCAAGUGAGGGCGUUCGCACUUAUGCUGUACACAAACUCUGUGACCGAUUUCCAUGCAUUAGCACAACCGAGAUGGAAUUAUCAAGUAGUGGUGUU